This is a messenger RNA of Amoebophrya sp. A120, 1121 nucleotides long. Lineage: Eukaryota; Dinophyceae; Syndiniales; Amoebophryaceae. The record is from the annotation of a GenBank genome assembly.
CUGCGAAUUCGAAAAAGGUUUACGUAGUAAUCGCAACGCGCCGUGCGGACGACCACACUAGGCCUGUAACCAGGAUUUUUGUGUGAACAGGGCUAGAAGAUUAAGAAAAGGUGCUUUAUUCACACCUGCUCCUGCAGCUAUUACUUCCUUGGACGCGGAUUCCUCGCGAUAAAGGGUUGCCGAAAGUAAGCGUAGUUUCAACUUUCAAGCAUGGGCCACAUAUCACAGCUUCUGACAAGCUGGUUGUCUCCGAAUGACGACCAAUUCGUUUUUUCUGCAAAAUCAGCGUCCUUACCGGGACCAGCACCCCGAAGUAGAAACCCCGGCGGGUGUCCUCGCCGAACGCAACACCAUGCAGCGAGAGGAACGAGUUUUCUCAUAAGUAGCGGAAAGGAGGCGAGAAAGUCGGCGGCGGCGUUGAUUCCGGAGUACGACCAGGUCGGGAUGUGGAACCAGGCUUUCCGGACGCGAGACCCCGCUUUUUCCAUCAACCAUCCCUGGAACCAGAACGGUAAGGGCGGACCGAUGGGCAGCUUGUUACUUGCGGACGCCUCGCACCCCUUCGGGGGCCCGGUGAACGCGAGUGACCAGCAGGUGGUCUGGAAUUCCGUGCAGCCGCGGGACUACAACGGCAUCGACACAACCAAUUACCUGCUGGAAUCCGGUCGGCACUGGUACGCGGGGGCGGAGCCCAGGACGCCCGAAGUUAUUUACAACGAACUGAUACUACCCAGAAACAUUGACCGGAGGCAGGUCUACGCUGAUACGGUCGAACGGUUGAAACCAGUGAAGGCAGAAAUGCGGAUGACUUGAACGGAUUAUCUUCGAGGCAGUUGAGCACUAUGUUGUAGGGAAAGAAAGACAACCUGCUAUAGCUAUUGUUUUUGUCCGGCUGUGCGCUGGCACUCCGAGAGCUGUCGCUUCGACAAAAACAAGCGAAGAGGAUGAUGCGCACGUUGUUCCGCGUUGGCGCACGUUGUAAAGAAUUUGAAGCAAUAUUUCGCAACUGUAAUCAAUGUCGGUGAUGUGAAUAUGUUCGAUGAUCAAGAGAAAAAUCUGAAAUGUGGACCAAGAGGAUUUUUUAGGGCCUUGAACCUUUGACGCCAAGCCCUGGCACGAAC